ACCACUGAUGCGAGCGGACGAACGGACUAAUUUAGCAGGCAUUGGUGGACGAGAACAUUCAUCUACUGGAUACUGCUCGGCUCCUGGACCGGGUCCCGUCAUCUACUGUGUGUGACACACAUUAUACUUUCUCUACUUCCUACAGGUGGCGUAGUGUGUUCUGCUCCUGGUUCCAGCAGAAAUGUCCCAGCGGAGUGGGCAGGAGGACCCGGAGCGGUACCUCUUUGUGGACCGCGCCAUGGUCUACAACCCGGCAGCACAGGCCGACUGGACGGCCAAGAGGCUGGUGUGGAUCCCAUCAGAGCGCAAUGGCUUUGAGGCUGCCAGUAUUCGCGAGGAGCGCGGAGACGAGGUGGUGUUGGAGCUGGCUGAGAACGGGAAGAAGGCGGUGGUCAACAAGGAUGACAUCCAGAAGAUGAACCCGCCAAAGUUCAGCAAAGUAGAGGACAUGGCCGAACUCACCUGCCUGAACGAAGCCUCUGUGCUUCACAACCUCAAAGACCGCUAUUACUCUGGCCUCAUCUAUACAUACUCUGGUCUCUUCUGCGUGGUCAUAAAUCCCUACAAAAACCUGCCCAUCUACUCAGAGAACAUCAUUGAGAUGUACAGGGGCAGAAAGAGGCACGAAAUGCCCCCUCACAUCUACGCCAUCUCAGAGUCUGCGUACAGGUGCAUGCUGCAAGAUCGAGAGGACCAAUCCAUUCUUUGCACAGGCGAGUCAGGAGCUGGCAAGACGGAAAACACAAAAAAGGUCAUUCAGUACCUGGCACAUGUUGCCUCCUCCCACAAAGGAAGAAAAGACCACAACAUUACUCCAGAAUCACCCAAACCAGUGAAACAACAGGCUGAAAAUGCAGUUAGUGGAUCCCUGUUUUAUGGUGAAUUGGAACGUCAACUUUUACAAGCCAACCCCAUCCUGGAGUCUUUUGGGAAUGCGAAGACAGUGAAAAAUGACAACUCGUCACGUUUUGGGAAAUUCAUCCGGAUCAACUUUGAUGUCACCGGAUAUAUUGUUGGAGCCAAUAUUGAAACCUACUUACUGGAGAAAUCCAGAGCUAUUCGUCAAGCCAAAGAUGAGCGCACGUUCCACAUUUUCUACCAGCUGCUGGCUGGAGCUGGAGAGCACCUCAAAUCGGACCUCCUUUUGGAAGGAUUCGACCACUACUGUUUCCUGUCCAACGGUAACAUCCCAAUCCCGGGUCAGCAGGACAAAGACAACUUCCAGGAGACCAUGGAGGCCAUGAACAUCAUGAGCUUCGGCCAUGAGGAGAUUCUGGCCAUGUUGAAGGUGGUGUCCUCGGUGCUUCAAUUUGGUAACAUUAACUUUAAGAAAGAGAGGAACUCUGACCAAGCUUCUAUGCCUGAUAAUACUGCCGCUCAGAAGCUGUGUCAUCUGCUGGGUUUGAAUGUUAUGGAGUUUACCAGAGCCAUCCUGUCCCCAAGGAUCAAAGUGGGAAGAGACUACGUCCAGAAAGCGCAGACUAAAGAGCAGGCUGACUUUGCUGUCGAGGCCUUGGCUAAAGCAAUGUACGAGCGUCUGUUCCGCUGGCUGGUGCAUCGCAUCAAUAAAGCCCUGGACAGAACCAAACGACAGGGCGCCUCCUUCAUUGGCAUCCUGGACAUUGCGGGUUUUGAGAUCUUCCAGUUGAACUCAUUUGAACAGCUGUGCAUCAACUACACCAAUGAGAAGCUGCAGCAGCUCUUCAACCACACCAUGUUCAUCCUGGAGCAGGAGGAGUACCAGAGGGAGGGCAUCGAGUGGAGCUUCAUCGACUUCGGCCUCGACCUGCAGCCCUGCAUCGACCUCAUUGAGAGACCGGCAAACCCCCCAGGAGUGUUGGCUCUGCUGGAUGAAGAGUGCUGGUUCCCCAAGGCCACGGACAAGACCUUUGUAGACAAGCUGAUCCAGGAGCAGGGCACACACUCCAAGUUCCAGAAGCCCCGCCAACUCAAAGACAAGGCCGACUUCUGCAUUAUCCACUACGCUGGAAAAGUGGACUAUAAAGCCGAUGAGUGGCUAAUGAAGAACAUGGACCCCCUGAAUGACAAUGUGGCCACUCUUCUGCAUCAGUCGACCGACAAAUUUAUAACCGAACUCUGGAAAGAUGAGAUUCAGACCAUUCAAAGGGCUUCAUUCUAUGACACUAGUCUGGAUGACCCGGCAGUCGACCGUAUCGUGGGCCUGGACCAGGUGGCGGGGAUGAACGAGACGGCCUUUGGCGCCACCUACAAAACGAAAAAGGGCAUGUUUCGUACGGUGGGACAGCUCUACAAGGAGUCGCUGACCAAGCUCAUGGCCACACUGAGGAACACCAACCCCAACUUUGUUCGCUGCAUCAUCCCCAACCACGAAAAAAGAGCUGGUAAACUGGAGCCUCACCUGGUUCUGGAUCAGCUGAAGUGUAAUGGUGUCCUAGAGGGGAUCCGCAUCUGCAGACAGGGCUUCCCCAACCGUAUCAUCUUCCAGGAGUUCAGACAGAGAUAUGAGAUCCUGACGCCUAACGCUAUCCCCAAGGGAUUCAUGGAUGGAAAACAAGCCUGUGAGAGAAUGAUCCGAGCCCUGGAGCUGGACCCCAACCUGUUCCGUAUCGGUCAGAGUAAGAUCUUCUUCAGGACUGGUGUUCUGGCUCACCUGGAGGAGGAGAGAGAUCUGAAGAUCACUGACAUCAUCAUCUACUUCCAGUCCGUUUGCCGUGGAUACUUGGCACGCAAGGCCUUCGCUAAGAAGCAGCAGCAGCUGAGUGCCCUGAAGGUCCUCCAGAGGAACUGCGCAGCUUAUUUGAAGCUGCGACACUGGCAGUGGUGGAGGCUUUUCACCAAGGUGAAGCCUCUCCUGCAGGUCACCCGGCAGGAGGAGGAGCUGCAGGCCAAAGAUGAGGAGCUGGUAAAGGUGAAGGAGAGACAGCUCACGGUGGAGAAUGAGCUUGUGGAGACGGAGAGGAAACACCAACAGCUCAUAGAGGAGAAGAAUAUUCUAGGAGAACAGCUCCACGCGGAGACGGAGCUCUUUGCCGAGGCCGAAGAGAUGAGAGUUCGUCUGCUUUCUAGGAAGCAAGAGCUGGAGGAGAUUCUUCAUGACCUGGAGUCAAGGGUGGAGGAAGAGGAGGAGAGGAACCAGAGUCUGCAGAAUGAGAAGAAGAAGAUGCAGUCACACAUUCAGGACUUGGAGGAGCAGCUUGAUGAGGAGGAAGCUGCGAGACAGAAGCUGCAGCUGGACAAAGUGACAGCCGAGGCAAAGAUCAAGAAAAUGGAGGAGGACAUUCUUCAGCUGGAGGACCAAAACUCCAAGUUUCUCAAGGAGAAAAAGCUGCUGGAGGACCGGGUUGGCGAGAUGACCUCUCAACUGACGGAGGAGGAGGAGAAAGCAAAGAACCUCGGCAAGAUCAAGAACAAGCAGGAGAUGAUGAUGGUGGACCUGGAGGAGCGUUUGAAGAAGGAGGAGAAAACUCGGCAAGAGCUGGAGAAGGCCAAACGCAAACUGGAUGGUGAGACCACUGACCUGCUGGACCAGAUUGCUGAGCUUCAGGCCCAGAUAGAGGAGCUGAAGCUCCAACUGAGCAAGAAGGAGGAGGAGCUGCAGGCUGCUCUGGUCAGGAGUGAUGAGGAGACAGUCCAGAAGAACAACGCCUUGAAGCAGGUUCGGGAGCUGCAGGCCUACCUUGCCGAGCUUCAGGAGGACCUGGAGUCAGAGAAGAUGUGUCGAAGUAAAGCUGAAAAACUUAAGAGGGACCUGAGUGAGGAGCUUGAGGCCCUAAAGACGGAGCUGGAAGACACGCUGGAUACCACCGCUGCCCAGCAAGAGCUACGGUCCAAGCGAGAGCAAGACGUGGCAGAGCUGAAGAAGGCCAUCGAUGAGGAGACCAAAAACCACGAAGCUCAGAUCCAGGAAGUGAGACAGAGGCACGCCACAGCGCUGGAAGAAGUGUCUGAACAGCUGGAGCAGGCCAAGCGAUUCAAGGCCAACCUGGAGAAGAACAAGCAGAGUCUGGAGAGUGACAACAAAGAGUUGGCCUGUGAUGUGAAGAGUCUGCAACAGGCAAAGACGGAGUCCGAACAUAAGAGGAAGAAAAUUGAGGCCCAGCUGCAGGAGUUUAUGUCCAGGGCCACCGAGGGAGAGAGGGCUAAGGGAGAGCUGGCCGAACGCUCACACAAACUCCAGACGGAGCUGGACAAUGCGUUCACUGUACUGGAGGAAUCCGAGAAGAAGGGCGUCAAAAUGGCCAAAGAGGUCGACAAACUGAACAGCAAACUGCAAGACUCAGAGGAGUUGCGGCAGGAGGAAACGCGUCAGAAGCUGAACCUGAGCGGCCUUAUCCGCCAGCUGGAGAUGGAAAAGAACACCUUGCUGGAGCAGCAAGAGGAUGAGGAGGAGACACGACGCAACCUGGAGAAACAGCUGCAGAUGGUGCACUCCCAGCUGUUUGAGACGAAGAAGAAGCUAGAGGAGGACGUGGGGUCGAUGGAGGGCCUGGAGGAGGUGAAGAGAAAGCUCCAGAAGGACGUGGAGCUGACCAGCCAGCGUCUGGAGGAGAAGACCAUGUCCAUGGACAAGAUGGAGAAGACCAAGAACCGACUGCAGCAGGAGCUGGACGACCUGAUGGUGGACUUGGACAACCAGAGACAGAUCGUCUCAAACCUUGAAAAAAAACAAAAGAAGUUCGACCAGCUGCUCGCUGAAGAGAAGACCAUCUCUGCUCGUUACGCUGAGGAGCGUGACCGUGCGGAGGCCGAGGCCAGAGAGAAGGAUACCAAGGCCCUGGCUAUGGCCAGAGCUCUGGAGGAGGCCUUGGAGGCCAAAGAGGAACUGGAGCGGUUUAACAAGCAGCUCCGUGCUGAAAUGGAGGACUUGAUGAGCUCCAAGGAUGACGUGGGGAAGAACGUCCAUGAACUGGAAAAGUCCAAGCGAACUCUGGAGCAACAGGUAGAGGAGAUGAGAACUCAGCUGGAGGAGCUGGAGGACGAGCUGCAGGCCACAGAGGACGCCAAACUGCGUCUGGAGGUCAACAUGCAGGCCAUGAAGGCCCAGUUUGACCGAGACCUGAUGGCCAGAGAUGAGCAGGGAGAGGAGAAGAAGAGGUCUCUUGUCAAACAGGUGCGUGAGAUGGAGGCAGAGUUGGAGGACGAGAGGAAGCAGAGAACUCUGGCUGUUGCCUCCAAGAAGAAGCUGGAGAUGGACCUGAAUGAGCUGGAAGGACAGAUUGAAGCCGCUAACAAGGGCAGGGAGGAGGCUGUUAAACAACACAAAAAACUACAGGCUCAGGUGAAGGACUAUCAGAGGGAGCUGGAGGAGGCCAGAUCCUCCCGGGAUGAGAUCUUCACCCAGUCCAAGGAGAACGAGAAGAAACUCAAGAGCCUAGAAGCUGAAAUCCUACAGCUGCAGGAGGACCACGCAGCGUCCGAGAGGGCCCGCCGACACGCUGAACAGGAGCGGGAUGAGCUGGCUGACGAGAUCUCCAACAGUGCUUCUGGAAAGUCGUCAAUGCUGGAAGAGAAGAGAAGGCUGGAUGCUCGCAUCGCCCAGCUGGAGGAGGAGCUGGAGGAGGAGCAGGGCAACAUGGAGCUGCUCAACGACCGUUUCAGAAAGACCAACGUCCAGGUCGACACCCUGAACACAGAGUUGGCCGGAGAACGCAGCACAGCACAGAAGAGUGAGAACGCUCGGCAACAGAUGGAGCGGCAGAACAAGGAUUUGAAAACCAAGCUGGCAGAGCUGGAGGGGACUGUCAAGUCAAAGUUCAAGGCCUCCAUCAGUGCCCUGGAGGCCAAGAUCCUACAGCUGGAGGAGCAGAUGGAGCAGGAAGCAAAGGAAAGAGCGGCAGCCAACAAGAUCGUCCGUCGCACGGAGAAGAAGCUGAAGGAGGUGAUGAUGCAGGUGGAGGAUGAGCGUCGUCAUGCUGAACAGUACAAGGAGCAGAUGGAGAAAGCCAACUCUCGUAUGAAGCAGCUGAAGCGUCAGCUGGAGGAGGCGGAGGAGGAGGCCACCAGGGCCAACGCGACCCGCAGGAAGCUGCAGAGGGAGCUGGACGAUGCCACCGAGGCCAGCGAGGGUCUCACCCGAGAGCUCAACUCGCUCAAGAACCGCCUCAGGCGCGGCGGUCCGGUCAGCAGCUUCUCCUCCAGCCGCUCGGGUCGCCGCAACCUCAAUCUGGACGGCGCCUCCGUCGACAUGUCAGACGAUGACGCCGACAGCCGCGCCGGCGACUUCAACGAGACGCAAACCACCGACGCCGAGUAAACGCGGCGAUCCCUUUCAUUCCUCGCAUUUGACCUCCCUUAUCACGACCCACCUCACCCACCUGUGACCUCACCUCACCCCCCCAACACCCCUCAAAGAAAGAUCCUUGGGGUCUCCGUCGUCUUUAUUCAUUUCAAACCACUGACAGAUGAUUGGAGCGAUGUUUUACGGUAACGCUGGGCGGAGUGUGCCUGGAAGCCCUUUUUGUAUCGGUUCACACUGCAGGGAAACUCCAUCAUCGCCCUCCCCUGAAGCUCAGCCUCGGGCCCUCGGGAGUCACAGGGGGCAAACGGACAAUUCUGCCUUACUCUGCUCUCCUCGAACAAGCUGCUCGUCCCGGCUUGUCUCUCGGCUUGGUAUCGCCUCAGCGUCGCGAGGUAAUACGCUCCCUCCCAUCAGGCGUCAAGUCGUCUGCUCAGCUUAUUGAGAACACAUAGGUGCAAAGUGCUUCUUAUACAUAUGUAGGUGGAAGCUGUGAAGUGUAAACACACACACACACAUAUGUAACGUAUGUGAACGCACCCCAUACUGGAAUUGCAGGUCUGCAAGGAAACGUAUGACACGUUGGUGUUAUUGGUGUUCUGCUCACUAGUUGUGUAAAGGCCAUCUCGUACCCGACCCGCACUCCCUCCUCCCAAAAACAGAAAAGGUCUCUGUGGCCUUCGGACCGGCUGCUUUUGUUGCAUACGUGCGGACUGUUUGCUUCUCCACGACAGGAAUGACCAACAUCUCGGGACAUGCAAUUGGAAAAAAAGGACUCUGGAUUUUAAGUGUAUUACUGUGAGAGAGAAAAAGAAGGUAUUUUAUCGUCUGUGUUGCUUCAUCUCCAUGACAGAUGGUCUCGCUGGGUUUUAACUAGAAAGCUCAGCUCUGUUGUUGACCGUGUCCUCUCCUGUGGGUCUGCGCUGCGCACCGAGGCUGAGAAAAUGCACAACAAUGCACAGGAAGACGUUUGCAUUUGAAACUGGAAACCAACAGGGAAACAAACUCUUUCUGACUGGAAGCACUAAACUUUCACUCGGUCGACAUUUUUCACAGUUUUGACACUAAAUGGUUAUGAAGUUGAUCAGAAACGCAGAUGGAUAGAACAGAGUCAUCUUAUUGCUGCAUGUCAUUGCCUUGCCCCAGUUUGUUUGAUCACUACUUUUGUGUCAGAGUUUAAAAAUAUUACCUGCCGAACUUUGGAAAGCCCUCGUCCUGCUGUUCUGAAGGCAUUUUUAGAAUCCUCAGACUCUUUGUUGCACAAUGAAAUAUGUUUUACUUUCAAUGAGAUGUCCCCAAAGGCCUCAGAAAAAUAAAACAUUUUACAACCACAAUGUAUGAACAACUGGUUUCUAACCCGUUUCCACAGUUACAUUAUUUCCUAAUUCCAAAUGUUAGGUCACAUACAAGACAAGCCGCAUUGCUUUGGAUCUUGUCCAUCGUCAAUGUUACAGGAGUACUCCAGCGUUUUUCUUUUUUCCCCCACGUUGGCCAAUAAUUGAAAAGAGAGAAAAAGGGAUGCAACUGUAUUUUUCAACACCUUCAGUAAGUGUUAAACCUUUUUCAGAGCACUUUAUUCAUUUUUCAGAAGAAAAAAAAAAGAAAUAAGCUUCUCAGCUCAAACGUUACGGUGACAUGACGGCGAACCAACGGGGGCGCUUUGUGAUUUGAAGCCCGAGAUUACCGACAGACUUGAUGAAGCACUUAAUAUACACCUUUGCAUUUUAGCCCAGGUUCCUUUUCAAUAAAGUUUUUUGUGAAGUGAGGCUCAGCUUGAAAUACAGCCGCCACCUCAACGGUUUGACCAAUAGAGUGAGAAACUAACUAGAUGCCAGGUUAUUCUAGUCUUAUCAUGGAUCUGCAGAUUACGACUUGUUGCCCUUCUCCUAAUUGUUAACAGUAGGUUUCUUUAAAAGUGCCUUAGACACUAAAUAAGAACAUGAGCGGGCAACCGUUUCUCUACAGGUGUGAAGGAGGAACCGGUCCACCCAGCAGAGCGUCCACUCUUCAGUAUUCGUUCCUGUGCUACAUAUAUCGGCUCUGUGACUCCGUGUUCUUAAUAACCGCCUAGCUGAGUGUUUGGGUCACAGGCCGUGCUCUAGUAUCAUUAACGAGAAGUGGAGCCCUCGGCAGACGAGCUUCCCAAAACUGCGUUUCGUACUAAGGUUGUCCCGUGGAACCAAGACUUAGUGCCGACGGCAUUUUGGGAACGAUGGUCUGCACAGGAUUCCAUUUGGUUGAGAGCUUUAACAUCCAGUAGUUAACAUUUCUAUGUUAUUAUUAUUAUUAUUACUCAGCUGGCUGUUGACAAGCAGGCAUUCAACUGCAAAUACUCCCAUCAUAUUAUUUCUUUUAUUCCUGUAUUUCUAGACAUGUUUUUUUGUUUUGUUUGUUUUUGUAAGAAAAAUAAAGCAUUUUCAUUGUA
Molecule: messenger RNA, 8642 nt
Organism: Pseudoliparis swirei
Lineage: Eukaryota; Metazoa; Chordata; Actinopteri; Perciformes; Liparidae
Product: myosin-10
Exons: 46
Coding region: 182-6235 (2017 amino acids)
Cellular component (GO): myosin complex
Molecular function (GO): ATP binding; cytoskeletal motor activity; actin filament binding
Source: RefSeq, a predicted model, not a curated record